Molecule: messenger RNA, 1293 nt
Organism: Thyridium curvatum
Lineage: Eukaryota; Fungi; Ascomycota; Sordariomycetes; Thyridiales; Thyridiaceae
Exons: 3
Coding region: 1-1293 (430 amino acids)
Molecular function (GO): hydrolase activity, acting on carbon-nitrogen (but not peptide) bonds
Source: RefSeq, a predicted model, not a curated record
AUGGCUCAAUUCACCGUGCACACUUCGUGGUUGUUCGAUCCAAAGCUCAAGCGGGCUCGAACAAACGCAUCGAUCACUGUUGAUGCUGCUAGCGGCCUCAUCGUUGAAGUCUUCGACCGAGAAGACGCGGCCAAGCCCUUCGACACUGUCUUCCGGGAUGGAGACAUUGACUUGCGCGGCAAGUAUGUGAUGCCCGGCUUUGUAGACGCACACACGCAUGUGUUUCUGCAUUCCUACGAUGAAGCCGCUGCUAUCAAGCAAAAGCGAGACGAGAGCAUGACGGAAAGAGUGGUGCGAGGUGUCAACCACUGCCGAACUGCUCUGCUGGCUGGAUACACAACAUAUAGGGAUCUCGGUUCGGAAGGCAUGCAAGAGUCCGACGCGAAUCUGCGAGACGCAAUCGCCCGAGGCCUGACGCCUGGCCCACGACUGUUCGUAGCGACAAAGGUGCUCGCGAGCACGGGGUCUUUUGAAUGCCGGACGGAGAACAGCGCCGGCGGUCACUGCCUGCCUGCAGGUGCUGACGCCGUAGACGGGGUUGAGCAGUGUCGACAAGCAGUGCGACGUCGCAUAGCGGCCGGUGCCGAUAUCAUCAAGUUCUUCGCCGACUACCGCCGCAGGAUCAUGAGAUCACCUCCGGCACAGCAACAUCCCUAUAUCCCCAGCGUGCUGCACCCGCCCGCGGACCCGAACCCCGACUACAUGGUUUUCUCCCAGGCCGAGAUGGACGUUAUCGUGUCGGAGGCAGCCCUGGCACGCUGUCCCGUCUCUGCGCACUGCUGUACUCUCGAGGGGGCUCUGGCAGCUAUCAGAGCUGGUGUCAAUUCGAUCGAGCACGCGUACUUCUCCACCGACGAGAUGUUCCACGAGAUGGUUCGGAAGAAGGUCAUCUUCGUCCCGACGUUGGCUAUCGCAGAGAAGCUACACGCCAAGCGUUUCAAGGAAAUCCUGGCGCAGGUCAAGCGUGCCUACGACCUGGGCGUGAGGAUCGCGUGCGGCGGAGACACGGGAACUUAUCCUCACGGAGACAACGUCAGGGAACUCGAGCUUAUGGUUGAGGCCGGCAUACCCGUUGCGGAUGUCCUCGAAUCGUGUACUGUUGGUGGCUGGGAGUCGUGUGGUGGGGAUCUCUCCGGACGACGGUUCGGUUGGUUUGACACCGGCCUCCAAGCUGAUAUCAUUGCACUGGACGAAAAUCCGGAAGAAUCGCCAAGCGCUAUGAGAAAGGUUGACUUUGUCAUGAAGGAUGCACAGGUGUGGAAGAGGGGCGGUCGUCCGGUAGGGAUGUGCUGA